AUGAAUGUUAAAGAUGCGAAGGCUAGCUUUGAAGGUGCCCUGAAACAUGAACGAAACCGUCUUUCACUACGUUGUCUUUCAAUCAUCCUUCGACAAGAAAGUAGUGGCAAAAAGCGCAGUGAAGCAGUUUCCCCGAUCCUGAAAAGUGUUGAAUUAGCCAAGGAGGCAGUUUCGCAGGAUAUUAAAGAUGGUGUUUCAUGGGCAGUAUUGGGCAAUGCAUAUCUUUGCCAAUUCUUCACAGUAGCGCAAGAUCCAGCUACCUUGAAGUUGUGCUUGAGUGCAUACAAGCAAGCAUGGUUGGAUCCAAUAGCUAAAGGACAACCUGAUUUGUAUUACAAUAAAGGAAUUGCAUUAAAGUACGAAGAGCAUUACGAUGAGGCGUUGGAAAACUUCGAUUACGCCUGUCGUUUGGAUCCGCCGUGGCAGCCGCCACAAAUCGAACGCACAAAACUGGUGCAAGCCAAGCGCUUUGCACAAAUGGUGCAGUCCCUUGAUAAGAAGAUGCUCGAUGUUUACGGGCCGGGCAAUUUUCAUACAUUUGGUACGCGGCGUGACGUCCUUUUGGAGUAUUCACGUUUGGAUGCGUUAGUGGAAGGCGCUUAUGAGGGCAAGGUCGUGCUGGGGAGGGUGGCCGGCUCCAUACACAAUGGGAAUGCUGUUCCUUUCACAUUUGCCAUAGUUGACGAGAGUAAGGAGUGCGUUUGUGUGACUGUAUAUAACUGGGCAGAUGGACGUGGUGCGAUUAUUGGAGACUGUGUUGCCAUUCCGGAGCCAAAUCUAAGAGUGCACAAACUUGAUUCUAAACUAGCGACAUACAACUUUAAAUCAAUAAGGCUCCAUAACCCAAUGCUGCUACUAAUUAAUGGCAAACGAGUAACCAAUUUGCUUGCACCCGUGUUUCCAGCACGUACGAGAUUCACUGACCGACUCUGGCAUCUUCAAAAAGUAAUUAUAGUGCCUAUUGUACUAUCAACAACAGGCGCAAUACCGCAGCAAUUACACCAAUCUGUAAAACCCUAA
Molecule: messenger RNA, 1020 nt
Organism: Parnassius mnemosyne (clouded apollo)
Lineage: Eukaryota; Metazoa; Arthropoda; Insecta; Lepidoptera; Papilionidae
Source: the annotation of a GenBank genome assembly